Molecule: messenger RNA, 1542 nt
Organism: Oikopleura dioica
Lineage: Eukaryota; Metazoa; Chordata; Appendicularia; Copelata; Oikopleuridae
Source: the annotation of a GenBank genome assembly
AUGGACAUCAAAGAUUUCGCGAGACUCCUUUUCCGCGCCAUCAGAUGUUCGGAUACAGAGUUGAUUGGCGAAAUCUUGAAGCACAAAGAGAGCAAGAAACUGAUGAAUUUCAAGGAUGAUCUGGGAAGAACGCCGAUUGAAUAUGCUGUUGUUUUGAGAGACAUUACAGUGAUUCAAGUUCUAUUUCAAGUUUGGCCGAUGCUUUAUUCUAGGGCGCUUUUGAAAGCGGUCGAUGUUGGGUCAAUCGAAGUUGUGAAAUAUCUCCUGGAAAAUGAGCAAAACAAAACAACGACUGUGGCUCAGAUAACCUUGGAAAUCAUCAAAUCCGAGCAAGCUUAUUCUCAAAUGAAAAUGACCCCUCUUCUUCUCGCCGCUCAGAAAAACUACUACGAGAUUCUUUCAAUUCUGCUCGAAAACGGCUGCAAUACGAUUCCAAGAACGCAUCGGGUCGGUUGUGGUUGCAAAGUUUGCAAGACGAAGACGGAAGAAGACUCACUAAGACUCAGUCGGUUCCGCUUAGAUGUGAAUAAAGCCCGUUGUUCUCCAGCAAUGCUCAUUUUGACUGAAAAGGACCCGAUUCAAGCAGCGUUCAAGCUGUCACACGAGUUCGACGAGCUGUCCAUGAUCGAAAUCGAGUUCCGGGAAGAGUAUCUGGAGCUGGUAAAGAUCGUCGACAAAUUCACAUUCGACCUGAUCAGCCACGCGCGAAGCAGCCACGAAAUGGAGGCGUUGCUCAAACUAAAUCACACAAAUCGCUACUCGCGGCUUGAGUUGUUCAAAAAAGCCUUGAAAUACAAGCAGGUGAAAUUUCUAAGCCAGGCGAACUGCCAACAGGUCAUCAAUCGAGUUUGGUACGGAGAGCUGUCGUAUUUAAUCUGUCAAUCGGGAUUGAUUCGGACUGCGUGUUGGUUCGUCCUCGGUCUUCUUUGGCCCCUCUGGUCCAUUGCUUAUCUCGUUGCCCCGAAUUCUGAGGCAGGGAAGAUGCUCAACAUUCCAAUCUUGCAGUUUGUCUGCUCACUUGCCUCCUACAUCACUUUUCUGCUUUUUAUUUCACUCACCCCAUUUUACCAUACGCGAGAAACUGCGGGCCCACCGUUCAACUGUCUUGACUGGCUGAUCAUCCUCUGGAUUAUUGGUCAACUUUGGCACGAUGCAAAGAACAUAUACUAUCACGGGCUCAAGCAAUACAUAGCUAGACAGGGCUCACUACUGUAUAUCACCUUCUUUGGCUCUUUCACGUUUUCUUAUGUAAUGAAAGCAUAUGCGUUCUAUCACUAUGGAUCUGAUACGACUCCCGUCAAAGAAUGCUCCAUCGUUGCGCUCAAGUGGUUCAUCUACUCGAAAGCGAAUAUUCCUCUGACGGAAAUCCCCGGUGUGGCAACCACCAAACACGUCACAUCGCUCAUGCUUGCCCUUUAUCAUAUGAUGGUGGUCGUCGUUGUUUCUAAACUGGUCAUUUCCGCUAUUCAAAGUACUUUGACAAAUGUACAGGAGGAACAGGAUCAAUCUUGGAAGGUAUCGCGAAUACAAGUGUUCAAAUAA